This is a messenger RNA of Ilex paraguariensis (yerba mate), 990 nucleotides long. The record is from the annotation of a GenBank genome assembly. Lineage: Eukaryota; Viridiplantae; Streptophyta; Magnoliopsida; Aquifoliales; Aquifoliaceae.
AUGUCUAAACCUAUUUCUACUGUUCACAUGUACUACUGGAUUGUUGCUGCUGCUGGCUCUUCAUUUGGUUCCAGCUGGGUUGCUGCGGUUUCUGCUCUGGUUUUUUAUGGCCACUCAGCUGGUUUUAUUGAUGGUUUGGCUGCUGUUGUGUUGUUGGACUACUGGCUUUCCAGCUGGAUUUCAGUUGCAUCGCAUGUUAUUUUCUGCGCCCUUCAGCGGGCUCUUGUUCUCCUUUCUUUUGGGCAUCUUGCAGCUGGUUUUCAGUUGGGUUCCUGGCAUCUCUUGCACUUUUCUGAUGGUACAUUUUCUGCCUUUAGGGUUUUCUUCGAAGAUGGCUCUCCAGAGACCUUUAUAGUCUUUCCAGCUGGUUACCAUGAAGUUUUUGUGCUUUCAGUUGCAACAAGAAGAGGUAGUAGAAAGAACAAAAAUAAUGAAGGAGGUAAGACAAACAUAGGGGAAGUUGAACAAAUGGUGACCAAUGAGGAAACACCCAAUGUCUUAAGAAAAGGGAAGGCAGCCAAUGAUGUUAUGGAUUCUGUUUUACUAGAAAAUAUUGUGAACCAGGGGCCAGCUCAGGGGGAAAUUUCUAAAGGGACUGCCUUGAGCUUGGAGGAGGAGGUCAAUACUGACACUCAGAAAUCUGUUGGCAGGGAUCAGAAUAGCUUAGAGAAUAGAGAGUUGUUAUGUGAUUUAAAUAAACAAUGUUCAUCUAUUGGGGAUUCCUUUUUUGUGGACUAUAACUACUCACCUGUAAGGGAUGUGAUGAUUGUUGUUGAUGAUGGUAGGGGAUUAAUUCAAAGAACUGAACCCCCUGACAAAGGUUACUGGUCGGAUAAGGGAAGCUCUUUGAGUGUAAACAAAUCCAAGCAGACUUUGGGGGAGGAUGUCAACGGGUCUAUUGAGCCAGAUGUGAACUCUCUUGAAGUUUAUUCUCAGGAGGUGGAAAAUGAAAAUAACAUGGGUGAGAUCAAUCUCUCUUCUUCUCAAUGA